AUGUACCCUCCUCCUCAGGGAGAAGGACUGUGAGGUGGAGACAGGGUAGGUUGGGACACAAAGUCCAGUUAAGUGUGUGUCCCAGCUCAGUGCUCUGAGCCCAGAUCCUCAUCUCCCCAGGUAGUGGGGCUCAGCACCGACAAGCCGAACUGCUGGGCUGCCGGUGUCCCCCAUGUUGGAACCUGAGUUGGAGAUUAUCUCCUAAGCAGAUACCCGCUUCCAAACUGGGGAUGUAGGGCUAGGAAACUAGAAAAUGCCAGGUCUGAGGGAGAGGAAAGAACAAGUCCAGCAAUACACAGAGCUCUGUGUAUUCAGAGGGAAGUUGGCAGGGUUGUGUUCGGGCAGAGAAACUCCGAGUGGUACAAAGGGGACGUGCCCAGAGUGGAGAAAUCAUGCUAAUUGUCUCCACUAGAGCUGGAGAACGCCAUCCAAAAUGAAGAGAGAAAGGGGAGCCCUGUCCAGAGCCUCCAGGGCCCUGCACCUCGCUCCUUUUGUCUACCUUCUUCUGAUCCAGACAGACCCCCUGGAGGGGGUGAACAUCACCAGCCCUGUGCGUCUGAUCCAUGGCACCGUGGGGAAGUCGGCUCUGCUUUCUGUGCAGUACAGCAGUACCAGCAGCGACAGGCCUGUAGUGAAGUGGCAGCUGAAGCGGGACAAGCCAGUGACCGUGGUGCAGUCCAUUGGCACGGAGGUCAUCGGCACCCUGCGGCCUGACUAUCGAGAUCGUAUCCGGCUCUUUGAAAAUGGCUCCCUGCUUCUCAGCGACCUGCAGCUGGCUGAUGAGGGCACCUAUGAGGUUGAGAUCUCCAUCACCGACGACACCUUCACUGGGGAAAAGACCAUCAACCUUACUGUAGAUGUGCCCAUUUCGAGGCCACAGGUGUUGGUGGCUUCAACCACUGUGCUGGAACUCAGCGAGGCCUUCACCUUGAACUGCUCACACGAGAAUGGCACCAAGCCCAGCUACACCUGGCUGAAGGACGGCAAGCCCCUCCUCAAUGACUCGAGAAUGCUCCUGUCCCCGGACCAAAAGGUGCUCACCAUCACCCGCGUGCUUAUGGAGGACGACGACCUGUACAGCUGCGUGGUAGAGAACCCCAUCAGCCAGGGUCGCAGCCUGCCUGUCAAGAUCACCGUAUACAGAAGAAGUUCCCUUUACAUCAUCUUGUCUACAGGAGGCAUCUUCCUCCUUGUGACCUUGGUGACAGUCUGUGCCUGCUGGAAACCUUCCAAAAGGAAACAGAAGAAGCUAGAGAAGCAAAACUCCCUGGAAUACAUGGAUCAGAAUGAUGACCGCCUGAAACCAGAAGCAGACACCCUCCCUCGAAGUGGUGAUCAGGAACGGAAAAACCCCAUGGCACUCUACAUCCUGAAGGACAAGGACUCCCCGGAGCCCGAGGAGAACCCGUCCCCGGAGCCUCGAAGCGCGACGGAGCCCGGCCCGCCCGGCUACUCCGUGUCGCCCGCAGUGCCCGGCCGCUCGCCAGGGCUGCCCAUCCGCUCCGCCCGCCGCUACCCGCGCUCCCCAGCGCGCUCCCCAGCCACCGGCCGGACGCACACGUCGCCGCCCCGGGCCCCGAGCUCGCCCGGCCGCUCGCGCAGCGCCUCGCGCACACUGCGGACUGCGGGCGUGCACAUAAUCCGCGAGCAAGACGAGGCCGGCCCGGUGGAGAUCAGCGCCUGAGCCGCCUCGGGACCCCCUGAGAGGCGCCCGCGGUCUGCGGCCAGCGGCCCGGGGGGAGGGCUGGGGCUGGGAAGCCGGGGCGCGGCGCACUAGGGGAUAGGGGAGGUCCCGGCGGGGCGCGGGUGUCUCGGGUGUGGACGCGUAUGAGCAUGCGCAGACGGAGGCGGGUGCGCGGAGGCGGCAGUGUUGAGGUGGUGAAACCAGGGAGCAUUUGCUUCCGAUUUACAGGCUGUGUUCUCACUUGGUAUAGGUUGUGCCCUAUUAGGACCACAUAGAUUAUUAAAUUUCUGGCCCAACACCCAAAAGCGUUUUAUGGAAACUAACAUCAGUAACCUAACCCGCCCGUGACUAUCCUGUGCUCUUCCCAGGGAGCUGUGUUGUUUCCCACCCGCCACCCUUCCCACUGAACAAAUGCCUGAGUGCUGGGGCACUUUUUUUUUUGGCAAGCUCAGAUUAGAGAGGCCACUUUCCCAAAAUCCACAGCUGCACGAAGCUAAGGAGAAGCCAGAUGCCGGUUACUGGGUGUGCAGGGGCUGUUCUGAGCUGGGGGAUCAUUGUGAAGGCCUUCUUCCCUGGGCACCUGGUACCUGGGGACCUACGAGGUGGUGAGGGAAGGGUACAAGUAUGUUUCUUUUCCCUCUGACCUAGGCCCUAGCAAGGGCAAAGAACCCGAACCUGCCAGCUUGGCCUCCUCCCAGAGCCUCCCUCAGAGGCAUGUCAUGCCAAGCAUUCUUUCUGUCUCUGUUCAUGAACAGAAGAGAUGGAUGGGCUUAUUCGUAUAGAGAAGUGAAUUCCACUUACUCCCCUGGCCCAGAAAACUAGACCAAGUGAGGAACUGUUUUAGCUCAUCUAACUUAUACAUUCGUCCUGGCUUCCUUACAAAACAAGCCUUUCAAACAAUCAUUGUCCUCAGGAAAGUUGUUGAGCUUCCUCCAGCUGUGAGAAUAAGUCCUAAUCUCCAGAAAAAUGGUGGGGGGAGGAGGAGGCUUAUUGCUUCCCAGCAUUUCAGGGGAACAUGAUCCAACCCCUGGCCUCCUGCCACCCCUCUGCCCUGCUCCCACAUGCUCGGGUCCCAGGGCACAGAACAAGGGCAGACUCCCUAAUCACACUAACAUCAAAAUAAAGAGACUGGGCCGCUGUGUAGCCAGGACAUGCCCAUGCCACCACCUAUUGAACAGUUCGUAGGAGUGGCAGUAAUCUACUGUGUCAGGAGAGAGGGCAAUUACCAAUCUGAAAGAGAAGGAGGCCCUCUGUGUAUUCCAUCCCCUCCCCCUUAAUGCCUCCAAGGGUCCCUGCAUCCCUGGCCCAUUCCCAACUUCCUAAACUCUAGCUCUGAUUCUCCAUCAUCCCAUGGAGCUAUUCCAAGGCCCCCGUUACCCAUCACCUACACACCAGGUCAAGUUUUGUCUCAGCCCCAGAAGCACUGACAUUUCUAGUUUGCCCCCUCUGCCCUUACCCCAACAGCAUGCCUGUCUCAGCUCCCUGUCCCUCGGCACUUCCCCAGGCUCAUUUGAGCAGGUGUGCCUUCGCAGUGCCCCUAAACUUCCCAGGUGCCUCAUCCAUAAUGAGAUAAUGAAUGUAGGGGAAAGUUUCUCAGGAAGGUGGAAGAGGCAGCAGGACUUGGAGAAGGAGUACCUGCUGGUCAGCCUUGAGAUGCACAGGUGAAGGUGAGGGUGAGAUGAGAGCAUGCUAUACCUGGUGCUGAAUCCCUGAGGGGCCAGCUUCCCAGGCUUAAGCCAAAUCUGCCUUAAAUUGGGGGUGGGGAGGGGUUAGUAAGGAAUUGGGGUUUGUUUGUUUGUUUUUGUGUUGUUUUCAUCUUCAUCUUUGUAUUACUAGCAUCCAGCAGAGUGCCUAGCACAUACUGGAUGCUCAAUAAACUUUUGAUGAAAUGAAAUGACAACUUUAUUCCACGUAAACAAGGGUAACAAAACAAGCUGCUUAAAUACACCAGUCAUUUCCCGUU
Messenger RNA from Macaca mulatta (Rhesus monkey), 3647 nucleotides. RefSeq names its product hepatic and glial cell adhesion molecule (gene HEPACAM). Lineage: Eukaryota; Metazoa; Chordata; Mammalia; Primates; Cercopithecidae. The record is from RefSeq and is a predicted model, not a curated record.